GCAGCCGGGCGCGCAGGAUCCCGAGAGCCCGAGAGCUAGCGAGCGCGGCUGCGGCCUCCCCUGCGCGCGGCGACCCGGCGUCCGACCCGCGGCCCCGCUGUUCCCGGGGCCCGCAGCCCUGCGGCAGGGAUGCAUCAUGGCCACGCUGGCCUGCCGGGUGCAGUUCUUGGACGACACGGACCCUUUCAACAGCACCAACUUUCCCGAGCCCAGCCGGCCGCCGCUGUUCACGUUCCGCGAGGACCUCGCGCUCGGCACCCAGCUGGCCGGGGUCCACCGGCUGCUGCGGGCGCCGCACAAGCUGGAUGAUUGUACCCUGCAGCUCUCGCACAAUGGCACCUACUUGGACCUGGAGGCCACCCUAGCAGAGCAGCGGGAUGAGUUGGAAGGCUUCCAGGAUGACGCUGGGCGGGGCAAGAAGCACAGCAUCAUCCUGAGGACACAGCUGUCUGUGAGGGUCCACGCUUGCAUUGAAAAACUGUACAACUCCAAUGGACGGGAUUUAAGAAGGGCCCUUUUCUCCUUGAAGCAGAUAUUUCAGGAUGACAAAGAUUUGGUGCAUGAAUUUGUCAUGGCUGAAGGUCUGACAUGUUUGAUCAAGGUGGGAGCUGAGGCUGAUCAGAACUAUCAGAACUACAUCCUGAGGGCUUUGGGCCAGAUUAUGUUGUACGUGGAUGGGAUGAAUGGAGUAAUUAACCACAAUGAAACCAUCCAGUGGCUCUAUACGCUCAUUGGAUCAAAGUUCCGCCUGGUGGUGAAGACAGCCCUGAAGCUGCUGCUCGUCUUUGUGGAGUACUCGGAGUCCAAUGCACCUCUUCUCAUUCAGGCUGUCUCUGCUGUUGACACCAAGAGAGGCAUCAAACCCUGGACGAAUAUCAUGGAAAUUCUGGAGGAGAAAGAUGGAGUUGACACGGAGCUGCUCGUUUAUGCGAUGACUUUGGUGAACAAGACGCUGGCAGGAUUACCAGAUCAAGACACCUUCUACGACGUGGUCGACUGCCUGGAGGAGCUGGGCAUUGCUGUGGUGUCCCAGAGACACUUGAACAAGAAGGGCACUGACCUGGAUCUAGUGGAGCAAUUUAACAUUUAUGAGGCGGCGCUCAGGCAUGAGGAUGGUGACGAGACAGCAGAGCCACCCCCAAGUGGGCUCCGGGAUCGACGGAGAGCCAGCCUGUGUUCCAGUGGCACCGGCGGUGAGCACCAGGGCCUGGACCGCAGGAGGAGUCGCAGGCAUUCAGUGCAGAACAUCAAGAGCCCGUUGUCAGCUCCCGCCAGCCCCUGCUCCCUGUCAGCUCCCAUCUGCAAGCCCAGCCAAGUGCGAGAUCUCUGUGAAAAGGAUGAUGAUGAGGAGGAGAUUGAGGAAGAGGAGCAGCCAGUCACGGAACCCAAUUCAGAGGAAGAGAGGGAGGACGAAGCCCAAUGUCAGGGCAAGGACAGGAAAGUGAGCCCUGCUCCUGAGCAGAGCCCCACUGGGAACGGUGCUGCUCUGGACAGCCCUGCCCUCUCGGCCACCUCCAGCAUCAGCUUGCAGGGAGAUCAGUUUCCGGCCAACGCUGCCCAGGGGAUUGCCCUGCACAGUGGGUCUUCCGGGCCUGAGGCCCCGCAGCCAGCACUUCUGCCACCCCCGAGCCUGGCCUCAACCACUCGACCCACCUCUUCCACACUGAAGGUGUCACCAGCCAUAGACAAGUUGCCCUACGUUCCGCACAGCCCCUUCCACCUCUUCUCCUAUGACUUUGAGGAUUCGCCCUUAUCCACCAAGGAAAAGGAAGUAGAGUCCCAAAAGGAGAGCAGCUCUCCUGACUCUGUCCCUUUGGGCACACAUGCUGCCUCAGAGCCUUACAACUUCCGGUCCUUCUCUUCUAAUAGAUAUAGCAACUUUGGCAGCAACACUUUCCACUCCUCGAGACCCUCAUCUGGAUCCAGUGUGACCCCCACACCGUCGUCACCUCUGUCACCCCCACAGGAGGCCAAGCUGGAAAGGUCGUCACUGAGUGGUCUUCUCACAUCAUCCUUUAGGCAACACCAGGAGUCACUGGCCGCAGAGAGAGAGAGGCGGCGACAGGAGAGAGAGGAGAGGCUGCAACGGAUAGAACGAGAGGAAAGAAACAAAUUCAACCGAGAAUAUUUAGACAAAAGAGAAGAACAAAGACAAGCCAGAGAAGAAAGAUACAAAUACUUGGAGCAGUUGGCAGCUGAGGCACACGGGAAGGAGCUGAGAAGCCAGAGUGCGAGCCAGGGCAGAGCUGACCUCUGCUUGGACUUGACCUCGCCAGCAGCCCCUGCCUCGCCUGUCCCUGGGAGCCAGAGCCCUCCAUCUGCAGACGCACAGAUCACUUUCGCAGUGUCCUCCUCCGGAACACCUCAGCAUUCCCAAGCAGUAAGUGCCCAGGAUCCUGAGACAGACGCUGAGGCAGGACAGGCUGCCCAUGAAGCCGACCAGAACAUAGCCUGUGCACAAGGACGAGCGGAAAGAGAAGGGGAGCGGGGCCUGGAACAAGAGCCAGAAGAGAGACUUCCCCUCAGUGAGAAGGAGAGGCAGAACGAAGAGGUGAACGAGAGGGACAACUGCUCCGCCUCCAGCAUCUCAUCCUCCAGUAGCACAUUGGAGAGGGAGGAGAAGGAGGAUAAGCUCUCCAGGGACAAGGCAGCUGGGUUGUGGUCCGCAGGCCUUCAGGAUGUGGGUGUAAAUGGACAGUGUGGCGACAUCCUCACCAACAAACGGUUCAUGCUGGACAUGCUGUAUGCCCAUAACAGAAAGUCCACGGAUGAUGAAGAGAAGGGCGAGGGUGAGACCAGGAGAACUGACCAAGAGGUGGACACAGUGGCCAGCCUUGCCACCAGGAUAUCAACCUUGCAGGCCAACUCUCAGGCCCCGGAGGAGAGUGUCAGGAGGGUGGCUGUAGGCUGUCUGGACAACCGGGGCAGUGUGAAAGCAUUUGCAGAGAAAUUCAACAGCGGGGAUCUGGGGAGAAGUUCCAUCUCUCCUGAUGCUGAAUCCAAUGACAAGGUCCCAGAGCCAUCACCCACACAGCUGAAGACUGAGUCAGAUUAUAUCUGGGACCAGCUCAUGGCCAAUCCAAGGGAGCUCAAAAUCCAAGAUAUGGACUUUACCGACCUGGGGGAGGAAGAUGACAUUGAUGUCCUGGAUGUGGACCUGGGUCACAGAGAGACUCCAGGGCUACCUCCCCCACCCCCACCCACCUUUCUGGGUUUGCCACCUCCACCCCCUCCACCCCUGUUGGACAGCGUGCCUCCUCCUCCUCUCCCUGGUAAUUUAUUGGCUCCUCCUCCUCCAGCAUUCAAUGCUCCUCAGGGUUUAGGGUGGUCCCAAGUACCCAGGGGUCAGCCCACAUUCACUAAGAAAAAGAAGACUAUCCGUCUGUUCUGGAAUGAAGUCCGGCCUUUUGAGUGGCCAUGUAAGAACAACCGCCGUUGCAGAGAAUUCCUGUGGUCAAAACUGGAACCCAUUAAGGUGGAUACUUCUAGACUGGAGCAUCUGUUUGAGUCUAAAUCCAAGGAACUGUCUGUCACAAAGAAAACUGCUGCAGAUGGAAAAAGGCAGGAGAUCAUUGUUCUAGAUUCUAAGAGGAGCAACGCCAUCAAUAUUGGUCUGACAGUGCUGCCCCCUCCAAGAACGAUCAAGAUUGCCAUUUUAAAUUUUGAUGAAUAUGCCUUAAACAAAGAGGGAAUUGAGAAAAUUCUAACCAUGAUUCCCACUGAAGAGGAAAAGCAGAAGAUCCAGGAAGCUCAGCUGGCCAACCCAGAGGUGCCGUUGGGCAGCGCCGAGCAGUUCCUCCUCACGCUCUCCUCUAUCAGCGAGCUCUCUGCUCGGCUCCACCUCUGGGCAUUCAAAAUGGACUAUGAAACCACAGAAAAGGAAGUAGCAGAACCACUUUUGGACCUGAAGGAAGGAAUAGACCAGUUGGAGAACAAUAAAACCUUGGGCUUUAUCCUAUCUACUCUUCUAGCCAUUGGGAACUUUCUAAAUGGAACUAAUGCCAAAGCGUUUGAGUUAAGCUACCUCGAGAAGGUUCCGGAAGUCAAAGACACAGUGCAUAAGCAGUCACUUCUCCAUCACGUGUGCACCAUGGUGGUGGAAAACUUCCCAGACAGCUCUGAUCUGUACUCAGAGAUUGGGGCCAUCACUAGGUCAGCCAAGGUUGACUUUGAUCAACUUCAGGAUAAUUUAUGUCAGAUGGAGAGAAGAUGCAAAGCUUCAUGGGAUCACCUCAAGGCAAUUGCAAAACAUGAAAUGAAACCAGUUUUAAAGCAACGAAUGUCCGAGUUCCUAAAAGACUGUGCAGAGCGAAUUAUAAUUUUAAAGAUUGUGCAUAGAAGAAUAAUUAACAGAUUCCACUCCUUCUUGCUUUUUAUGGGCCAUCCACCUUAUGCAAUUCGAGAAGUGAACAUCAACAAAUUCUGCAGGACCAUUAGUGAAUUUGCACUAGAGUAUCGCACCACGAGAGAAAGGGUUUUGCAACAGAAGCAGAAACGAGCCAACCACAGAGAGAGAAAUAAGACCCGAGGAAAGAUGAUCACUGAUACUGAUGACGAGGAUGAAGUUGAGUCAGGCAAGUUCUCCAGCAGUUCUCCAGCACCACCGAGCCAGCUGCAGGGUCUGAGCUAUGCUGAGGAUGCAGCUGAACACGAGAACAUGAAGGCUGUGCUAAAGACCUCCUCCCCCUCCGUGGAGGACUCCAGCCCUGCUCUGGGCAUCCGCACACGCAGCCGAGCAAGCAGAGGAUCCACUAGUUCAUGGACCAUGGGAACUGAUGACUCAUCUAAUGUCACAGAUGAUGCAGCUGAUGAGAUCAUGGACCGCAUCGUCAAGUCGGCCACCCAAGUGCCCAGUCAGCGAGUGGUGCCGAGGGAGAGGAAGCGAUCUCGGGCCAACCGCAAAUCUUUGCGAAGGACCCUGAAGAGUGGCCUGACUCCAGAAGAGGCCAGAGCCCUGGGCCUGGUUGGGACUUCUGAGUUGCAGCUGUGAUCCUCGGGGCACCUGUAGGAGUGUGCUGAGCAGAAGACCGCUCUGACUGGACAGAAGCCCACUGUGGGGUGGAGGAGAUUUGCCCCUAACACCCGAUGGUUCUAAAAGGAAGCAUUCACCUGUUGCCCUGUGGCUUUUGUUGCCCACUACACAUUGACAUAGAUCUCCAGAGAUCUCCUGCACGAACGUUUUUUCAUCGUGUCAUCUGUGUUUCUCUUCUUUUCUUAACACCUGGUUUGUUAGUUUCAAAGUGUGAUACUUUUUCCGGGCAAAGAAUGGCCCUUUUAAGGAACAAAUCACUUCUGUCACAGUUAUGAUAAUAUGAGGCAAUUUGAUUAGAUUCACAUACUGGGUCUCUAUGACAUGAAAAUAUCCAGAUGUAAACUCCAAUCUUGUACUUAAAAGAAAGCACAGAUUGUUUACCAGUUGUGGAUUUUAGAUGUACUAAAUAUUUAUACAAAUUCAUAAAUGUACACCAUGUUUCAAAUACUAAAUAAAUAGAGUUUAAAGCC
Molecule: messenger RNA, 5502 nt
Organism: Octodon degus (degu)
Lineage: Eukaryota; Metazoa; Chordata; Mammalia; Rodentia; Octodontidae
Gene: Fhod3
Product: formin homology 2 domain containing 3
Exons: 29
Coding region: 137-4990 (1617 amino acids)
Biological process (GO): sarcomere organization; actin filament network formation; cortical actin cytoskeleton organization
Cellular component (GO): cytoskeleton; cytoplasm
Molecular function (GO): actin filament binding
Source: RefSeq, a predicted model, not a curated record